This is a messenger RNA of Fusarium musae, 2106 nucleotides long. RefSeq lists its product as uncharacterized. The record is from RefSeq and is a predicted model, not a curated record. Bases 1 to 2106 code for a protein of 701 amino acids. The transcript has 2 exons. NCBI's taxonomy places the organism in Eukaryota, Fungi, Ascomycota, Sordariomycetes, Hypocreales, Nectriaceae.
AUGGAUGUUGCGGGCCUUGCAAUCGGUAUCGUGGGCCUCUACACGGCAUGCAGGGACUGUUACGAUUUCUUCACCACAGUGAAUGCAGCCCAGGCAGAAUCCUCAGCUCACCUGCGCGAGUUGGAAAUCCAGCAAUCAAUUCUCAAAGCCUGGGGCUUUCAUUGGCAGAUUCAAAACGAAGACGGCAGCGACCCAGGACAUUCCGAUCAUGCCAGACGAAAGCGGUCUAAGCUCCAUCAAUACCUCUUGAGCAAUCGAUUCAAGGCUGAAGGGGUCUUCAAAACCCUUUCCGCUCUUGCAGAUACUCUGUGCAACCGGGAGAAACUCAUCAAACGCUAUGGCUUCCAGCUUCAACCAACCCAAGCCAUCCAGGAUGGAACAAUAUCGACGCAUGAUGUCCAAUUGAUCAUUUCGGAUGCUAAAAUUGAGGAUGUCGAGCCAGUCCUCAAUGAAGUUCGAAACCGCCUCUCGAUGCUUAACAAGCUCAAAUGGGCUUUGAAAGACAAAGAAAAGUUCAAGAAACUUAUCGCCGAUUUGAGAUCUCAUAGCGAGAAUCUGUAUCGCCUUUGCCCCGAAAAUGCAUUCGAGUCCAUGAACAUAUAUCUCACCAUGGAAUGCUUGGCCAGGCAGGAGUCGCCAGACGGUCUGAAAUGGACUUCAACACUCGCGACAGAGCACGCAAGAGUCGAUGAAGAGUCUUUGGUGCGACAGGGAUACGAAUUGCUGGCUUCGACGGCCACACUGAAAGCAUCGGUAAACAAGAACAGAGAAAGAAAGGAGGCGAAUGACAGGAGUCUCAGCAUCAUCGACGAGAUAAAACCUGAGAUGAGAUACCUAGGAAAGGGCCUUGCACUUUUCGAAGAGCAAGUCGUUUACGUCGAGAUGCGAGACUAUCGUGGACCGCCGCUAGACUUCACCGCAGAGCAAAAACAACGAUUGAAGCAUCGUCGAAAGCGGGAGCGUUUCUUGUCAUUGUCAUCCCAUAGAAGUUUUGACUUGAGUCAGAUCGAUCGAUACAGCAGCAGCGACGACGACGAGCCGAUCGAGAGAGUCAGACCAGCUGAUCCUGAGCUUCGUGCUCUUAUUAGGAAUUUCUUCGACACCUUUCAGGGCGCCAACAUGAUGAAGAAUGUGUAUGGUUUGGAUAUUGUUGGUAUGAUCGACCACACAGAAGGCGACGACAAAGGUCAUUGCAGCAUUCUGUACAGGCUCCCCGGCACGAUUGGUGUCCAGAGCCGCGAGCGGCCUGCGGAAAAUCUGAAGCUUCGAGCACCUGUCACGUUGCAGUCACUCCUUGGAACCAAGCGGAAGAGAGGCAUCCGAUCUAUGCUCGGUGCACGUUUCGAGCUAGCCAGGAAGCUUGUGCGUGCGGUUUGCCUCCUUCACUCCAGUGGCUGGCUGCACAAGAACAUACGCGCAGAGUACGAGGUGAAAGUUGAAAUUGAUGUCUCCAAGCCCAACCUGAUGGGCUACAUCUUCUCACGGCCGGACGAUAUCGUCAUUCAAACCAUUCAAACAAGUUCGCCACCUGCGCCUGACCCAAAAACAGAAAGACGAUACUCACGGAUAUCAUAUACUACACAAACUUGGAGUAGUCCGCACGAGGACUCGUCAAAUCGUCGAAAAUCAACUCCUCGAAGUGCCAGCAUAUACGGUCGCGAUAAGCUAGGGAAGGUAGUCUCAGCUGAGGAGGCAAAGGAGACAAACAUCAGUGGCUUCACACUUGACUAUUAUCAGCAUCCUGCGAAGCACGCAGACCCUAAGCGUCUAUAUCGUCACGCAUAUGAUGUAUACUCUCUUGGGAUUCUUCUCAUUGAAGUUGGCCUAUGGAAGAACUUGGAGAACGACAAUGACUCAGACUCGGACUCGGACUCCGACUCAGAGUAUAGCAAGAGUCCCUAUCAUGAGGAAGAAGAUCAUUAUGAGCGCAGGCGAAAGAUAUGUCGAAAGUAUCUCAACCGCUUAAGAUGGGAAUGCGGAGACACUUAUGCGGACGUUGUACUUAGUUGUCUUAUGAUUGAUAGCAGUGAUGAUGAAGUAGCCAAGGCGAGCGAGCGGGAGCUUUGUGGAAGAAUUGUGGCUGACUUGGAGAACUGCCAAGCGUAG